AGCUGUGUUUAAUUUCAGCUGCUGUCACUAAGUUUUUCCCCGUGUGUGUUUUGUCUCGCUCAGCUUUGACGACCACGAUCCAGCGGUGAUCCACGAGAACGCCACCCAGUCCGAAGUUCUGGUUCCAAUCCGUCUGGACAUGGAGAUCGAGGGACAGAAGCUCAGAGACGCUUUCACCUGGAAUAUGAAUGAGAAGCUGAUGACGCCUGAGAUGUUCGCCGAGAUCCUUUGCGACGACCUGGACCUCAACCCGCUGGCCUUUGUCCCCGCCAUCGCCUCCGCCAUCCGACAGCAGAUUGAGUCCUAUCCGACAGACAGCAUCCUAGAGGAGCAGACGGACCAAAGGGUCAUCAUCAAGGUGACGCUCUUUAAAAAAAUAUUCACACAGUUUAGUGGAGCUACAUUUAUAACACGAUCAGGCCAUUUAACGUGACUCCUGUCCUUGUCC
Plectropomus leopardus (leopard coralgrouper) is the source of this 448-nucleotide messenger RNA. The record is from RefSeq and is a predicted model, not a curated record. Lineage: Eukaryota; Metazoa; Chordata; Actinopteri; Perciformes; Serranidae.